CACCUAUCCCAGAUGAGUCAGGCUGGCCCGAGCCGGAGAUGGUCCGCAGGUGAGGACGCGAGCAGGCGGGAACCCGCUGCGAGCAGCUCUGCAGGACGCGCAGCCGCUCCCGAGCCGGGAAAUGGAAGGCAGAAUGAAGAGCUCCGAAACUCGUCCCUCUCUGGCCAUGUUGGAUUUGACAGUCUCCCUGACCAGCUGGUCAACAAGUCUACUUCCCAAGGAUUCUGUUUCAACAUCCUGUGUGUUGGUGAGACGGGCAUUGGCAAAUCCACAUUAAUGGACACUUUAUUCAACACCAAAUUUGAAAGUGACCCAGCUACUCACAAUGAACCAGGUGUUCGGUUAAAAGCCAGAAGUUAUGAGCUUCAAGAAAGCAAUGUACGCCUGAAGUUAACCAUUGUCGACACUGUGGGAUUUGGAGACCAAAUAAAUAAAGAUGACAGCUAUAAGCCGAUAGUGGAAUAUAUCGAUGCCCAAUUUGAGGCCUACUUGCAAGAGGAAUUAAAGAUCAAACGUUCUCUGUUCAACUACCACGACACCAGGAUCCACGCAUGCCUCUACUUCAUUGCCCCCACUGGACAUUCACUGAAGUCCCUGGACCUGGUCACCAUGAAAAAGCUGGACAGCAAGGUGAACAUCAUUCCAAUAAUUGCAAAAGCUGACACCAUUGCCAAGAAUGAAUUGCACAAAUUCAAGAGUAAGAUCAUGAGUGAACUAGUCAGCAAUGGAGUCCAGAUAUAUCAGUUCCCCACAGAUGAAGAAACGGUGGCAGAGAUUAAUGCAACAAUGAGUGUCCAUCUCCCCUUUGCAGUGGUCGGCAGCACUGAAGAGGUGAAGAUCGGCAACAAGAUGGCAAAGGCCCGGCAGUACCCCUGGGGCGUGGUGCAGGUUGAAAAUGAAAACCAUUGUGAUUUUGUGAAGCUUCGGGAGAUGCUGAUCCGUGUGAACAUGGAAGAUUUACGGGAACAGACUCACACCCGCCAUUAUGAGUUGUAUCGGCGCUGUAAGCUGGAAGAGAUGGGGUUCAAGGACACAGAUCCUGACAGCAAGCCCUUCAGUCUUCAGGAGACAUAUGAAGCAAAAAGGAAUGAAUUUCUGGGAGAACUUCAGAAGAAAGAAGAAGAAAUGAGGCAAAUGUUUGUUAUGAGAGUGAAGGAGAAAGAAGCUGAGCUUAAAGAGGCAGAGAAAGAGCUCCACGAGAAGUUUGACCUCCUCAAGCGGACACACCAGGAGGAGAAGAAGAAAGUGGAAGACAAGAAGAAGGAGCUGGAGGAGGAGGUCAACAGCUUCCAGAAGAAAAAAGCUGCGGCUCAGUUACUGCAGUCCCAGGCCCAGCAGUCUGGGGCCCAGCCAACCAAGAAAGACAAGGAUAAGAAAAAUGCAAGCUUCACAUAAAGCCUGGCAAGCCAAGGAUGGUCCCGCAUUCACCUGCUUUUGCAGUAAUAUUGUAUCUCUGCCAUUUGUGUCCUUUUGUUUUAUUUUUUUACGCUUCCCCAGACACCAAUAACUAUUAACUCAUUUUGCUAAAUGUUGUUGGGUGGUAGAACAUGAUAGAACAAGGAAGUAACAGCAGAAGCUAUGUGUAGCUGUGCUUUGCCUUUGCCAGGUCAGUGACUUGCCUUCUGUGCCUGUUCAGAGCGGCAGCAGGGAGCAGCCUGCUACUUGUGUGUUGCUUUUGACUGAGGGAAGGAGGGCUCAAGUGCUACAUGAAUGUCUGACAGGAAAACUCACCAGCUGAACUAUAAACCUGAACAGCCAUGACAACAACUAGCUUUUCUUGAUUUCUCAUCUCUGUGAUGGCAAAAGCUGAGCUCAGUCUGUCUCUUUUCCACACCUGCCCCAGACCAGGGUGGCUUUGUACAUAGGCAGAACAGUGGGUAAGCUUUAUGUGACUUUCACGCUCACAUGGAUUUUUCAUCAUUAUACCAUUAUUUGGCCUGGGUUGUUGGUCUGUUCAGACUGAUUGUCUCCUCUUAUGGCUUUAAAAAUGUAUCUGAACCCCUAUCUCUCAAAUCCUCACAAAAUUGGACCGUAAUAAGAAAACUAUGAUUAUGUUCAAUUCUAUCAGUGCAACCUUGAUCCUCUCACAGCACCUCAGAGACUGGAUCAUACAGCAUUGCUUUGUUAAAGACUCAUAUAUGGAUGUUGGCUUUCCACAACCUACUUAAUACUUAAAAUAAGAGAUCUUUUAUAAAAACACACCUAAAUUUGCUCUUAGGGGACCGAGGAGAGGGCCUAAUGACUGGCUCCAGGAUAUUGGUCCCUCUGAUAACAUUUUUCAGUAAUCAUGAGAAAAUUUUCAGAAACCUUUCAAAUGAAAAUGUGCUAAUCAUCUGAGGAAGCUAGCUGUGCUGAGGGACACAGUGAGCAAAUUCCUUCCAGACAACUAGUUUUGGAGACCAGCUGGGUGUCAUCAGCAGCCUGACUUGGAGGGGACCUUGUUACUUUAAGGUACAAAUGGGAGAAGGAACAGGACAAAACCUGGGUCAAGAAAGCAGAGAUUCAGCUUCACCUCGGGUUUCCUUGCUUAGUCUCCUCUCAAUAUUUGGCAAUAAACAAAUGAAGUAGAGCAGCCACAUUUGUAGGAGGGGGGCAUGCUUAAUCUCUGCUGUGCCUUUGUGGGGCUCAUCCUGUCAUCCUCUUGAUUUCUUCCCUUCCACCAAUACACACCUCCCUGCCUUCCCUCUGACUCUGUGGUCUUGUUUACUUGAAAGAAGAAUGUUUCUUAGGAACCCCAGAGAACUUGACCUCGGCACUGUCUUUCUGACCCCCACGAGUCACACACUGAGGAAAUGGGAUAGAAUACACUGCUCCUCCCCUGACACACCUCACCUUUUUUUUUUUCUUUUAAAUUAAGAAGUCUCUAGUGGAUUGCAGUAAAUAUUUUUUAUCCCCUUCUUAUCAUUCUCAACUAUUCCCUUAGGGAAAGAAGAAAUGGUCUUCCAGAAACAGAUUGAGGCUUAAUUAGGCAAAGCGAAAAAUCAGUUUCAUUGAAGCCCAAACUAAGUUGGGAUAGAAACUUCAAACUAGAAGCAGUUCAUAGUGGUAUAAAGACAGGCCAAAGAGCUACUGGACCAUUGUUUUUGUUUUUGCCUUUGUUUUUUUAAUUAUUCCAGUCUGAAACUAGCUAUGGAGCAGCCAAAUUGUAGCUGGCAUGCCAAUUCUAACCGUGGGCCGCAUUUGCUCAUAUGCUGUGCACCAGCCAAAAGCUUGAAUACUUGUGUUGUAUGCUUGCUCCAACCGCUGCUUGUUUGAGCAUUUUUGUGCUUUGUAAUAGAAAAUACAUUUGUAACAUCUAAAAAUGCAUCACUUUAAAAUUACCAUUCUUAAUACAUCACUAAAGCCUUUUUAAAGUGAGCCUAGCCAUGAAAGGCAUCCAGCUGACUCUUUAAUUCCAAGAUGAUUAACUUUUUUCCAUUAACGUUCUCACAGCAAAAUAAAUCAUAUGGAGAGUCAGGGAAUAAAAAGUCAAAGGAAACAUACAAAAGCUCUUUUUUUCAAAUGCCUUGCUUCUGCCCUUUUUUCUGUCCCUGGUCCCCAGCCCCGGCGGUUUGUUAUUGCUGCCCUUCUCUUCUUUCUGUAUCUGCCUUUCUUCACAGUAGCCCUUGGCUCUGCACGGAAUAAAUGAUACCCUCAAAUCUAAUUGGAUGUGCUUUCGCCUUUGCAUGUAAGUACAGUAGUAAAAACCUUUGAGAUCUUUGACUUCUUAAAAUUAGAGAAACAAAUGGGAUAGAUGGAUUUUUUUUUUCUUUUCAGUGGGAGGCAGAGGUAAUGGUUUGAGUAGCCUUUGUUAAAAAAAAAAAAACUAUUUUAAAUGGCCCUGUUUCUAUCUUUUUCACAAGAAACAUACAAAUUCAACUCUCCCUUGAUAUUAAUGUGGAAGUCAGAGAUUACUGUUCGCAGCCUGUGUUCUACCCAGCAUCAUGGGCAUCACUGGGGAGAACGGGGGGCUCUGGUUCUGACAGUGUCAGUAAAGGUAGAAUGAGAAACUGCCUUCCACUGGGGAAAACCAAGUGGAAACAUUUUUUUGUUAGCUCCCUUUAUGACUGCCUUAUUUUUUGGUGAUCUUGGGUUUAGUGGUCUCUCCCUCAUGCUACCACCCGGCAUUUACUGAUGACCUUUCUUAUUUUUUUGGCCAGACCCCUUUAGCUGGCCUCUCCCCACUGCAUCUUUUGUUUAACCAUAAGGACCAUUGUUACUUCUGAACAUUACAUACCAGUAACAGUUGUGUGUGCUGUUACUGCGCAAUAGGAUGUGAUGGAAAAGCAUUUGAGAAUUUAUUGGUAGUUCAGAGAUGAUGUUUUCCAGUUUAGGCUCUUUAUUAAUUGGUUAAAGUUUUUGUCCAGAAAAGGCAUCUCAACCAGGGGAACAUUUAACAUAUUGCUGGGAACAGGUUACUGACUAUAUUCCUUCUCUGCUUUGUAAUCUCACCAGCAAUAGCACUCAUUCUUCCUAUCUUGAGCACCUCAAACAUGUAGACGUGGUUUCCUCACUUCCUUGACAUAGCCGUAAGGGUUUCACAUGCAAACUGCUGAAUCAGGUUGUUCAGCUGUUACCACCCAUGUCAUGCUGUCUGUGUGUCCUACCACAACUGUCCAUUCAGAUCCCUUUGCUUUGCCAUUUGCAAGUGUCUGAAAUUGUCAAGUCUCAGCUUCCAGAAGUCUUGGUUUCAUUGACAGGGUACAUACAUGAUGACUCUUGAGUGGAAAUUAAAAUUUAGCGGACCUACAAAGUAUAGGUUGUUUGUAGGUAUGAAGGGAAUUUUUAAAAUAAAUUUAAAGUUAAGCUGUGAACAGCAUUAGAACUUUGUCUAUUUCUUAAUUUUAAAAUAUGCUGAUAUGCCUUAAACUGUAGUUGUAGAUUAUUGUCAUUUUGCUGUUUGAAAAUAACCAAUAUGUUUCUAAAACUGUUGUGUAACUGACUUUCAGUGUUAAUGCAGAACUGUCAUAUAUGUAAGCUGCAUGUUAGACACUUGUCUUUUUUAAAACUAAAAUAAUUGUAAUCGAUGUGAAGCAUAUCAUUUUUUUCAAGUAUGAAAGUAAUUACUUAGCAAAUAUGCUUGGUAAUUUGGUGUCUGUUAAGGUAGGAAAGGGUGGACAGGUAACCUAUGCAUUUAUCACUAGUGCCAAGAUAUAAAGUGGGGGAAAAUAUAUUUUUACCCAAA
Manis pentadactyla (Chinese pangolin) is the source of this 5164-nucleotide messenger RNA. It is a transcript of the gene SEPTIN11, whose product is annotated as septin 11. Lineage: Eukaryota; Metazoa; Chordata; Mammalia; Pholidota; Manidae. The transcript is spliced from 10 exons. Gene Ontology annotation, molecular function: molecular adaptor activity; GTP binding; GTPase activity. The record is from RefSeq and is a predicted model, not a curated record. Bases 13 to 1395 code for a protein of 460 amino acids. Gene Ontology annotation, cellular component: cell division site; septin complex; microtubule cytoskeleton. Gene Ontology annotation, biological process: cytoskeleton-dependent cytokinesis.